UUGCCAUGAAAGUGUAGUUCAAACAGAUGGCGCGUACAAUAAGUGUGCUCUUUUUUUAAAGUCGUUUUACAACCGUGGGCCUUUUAUUAUACUCUGAUGGAAAGACGCAAUGAGGAUGAAAAGCUCAAUGCCCCGUCUGAUUUCGUGGCAUCAGUUGCCUCAAAGGGCAGUCAAGGUACACUGAUUCCCCCGUCCCAUUUUACAGCAAGCAUCCAGUCUUCCUCAAUCCCAGUAUCAGGGUGUGUAAGAGGACAAGGGACAACACCAAUAACAUGGGCCACCCCUGCCACAACACCAGCAUCGGACCCUUUCCCUGCCAAUCCAUGGCUCAGCAGCGCUGAGGCCACACAAGAAAUACUGGACAUGCACAGAGAAAACCAGAGGUUCCUGAUGUUACAUGGCGUAAGGAAGGAAUCAGAGCUUUCUGAAAACACCAGGAGGUGGGAGACAGAAUGGAGGCUGGACACAGACCGUCUAAGGGCGGAGGCAGAGAGGCUGAAAGGCCAGGUGGAAGCACUAAAAGAGGCUGAAGGGAGGCAGAGGGAGGAAAUGAGGGCCAAAGAAAGCACUUUGAACAGGCAGAGUCAUGAAAUGGAGGUGAUGCGGAGGGAGUUAUUUAAGUCUGAGACUGAGCUCAGCCAAGUCCGUGUGGAACUGGUCCAAAAGAGAGAAGACAAAGAGAAACUCAGCACCCAGCUGGAAAGUCUAAAAAGGGAGUCUGUGGAAGAGGUAGAAAGGCUGAGGAGGGAGGUGGAGAGGAGCACACAGGAGGCCCAGAGGCUGACAAGAGAAGCUGAGACAGCCAAGCUGCAGGCUGAGAAAGCGGCCAAGCAGGAGAUGCAGAAACUAAAGAUUCAACUAGAGGAAUCCCACAAAAGACAUGAAACAAAGUUGCAGCAGUUGACUAGCCACCAUGACUCUGAACUGUCCACAUUGAGACAGACGAGCUCUGAUCUCCAGGAGACAUCACGUCACUUGUCCCAGGAGGUGACACAUCUGAAGAGCUGUUUACUGGAGGUGUCUGCAGAGAGAGACGGACUGAAAGAACAACUACGCCAAAUGGGCAGUGCUUUUGAGAACCAGUCGGCAAGUUUGCAGAGUCUUAGGAGCUACAUUGGAGAAAUUACCCCUGAAAGAGGGUUGGAAGAGGAACUAACUAAAACUGUUCAGGAGCUGAAAAGGGAGAAGGACGCUCUGCUGGUGAAAACAGAGCUUCUGACGGUCAGACUCAACUCUGUAAAUGACAUAUUGGCCUUACAAGAGGAGGAGAUGGUUGAGGAGACUCUAUCAAACCCCGUCCUGAAGGCUGGACCUAAAGCAACCCGAGUUCUGCGUCGCUGGAGAGAAAAGGUCUUCAUGUUAUUGGUCCAGCUUCACUCAAAGGACAUGGAACUGAGGGGAGAAAAGGACAAUCUUCACUCAAUUAUCUCAUCUCUUGAACAGGAGUUAAAGAAUGAGAAGUACCAGUCCGCUGUAUUGCAGCACAGCCUGAAGGACCGGACAGCUGAGCUGGACCUGGAGAGGGGAACCAGGGAGGCCAUGGAGCAGGACUUGUCCAGGACUCGGAGGGAGAACACAGAGCUGAAGAGCUGGAAUCAGGAGUCUGGGGCUGUACUGAGGACCAUGGUUGACACAGUGCAGAGAUUCAGUCAGACAUUUGAGGCUAAGAUAUCAGAGGUGGAGACUGUCCAAACGCGUCUGAACAGCUUUGGCCAGAGGUUGACCUUCGCCAAAAGAAGAGUGGACACAAUUCAAGGACUGAUGAUGAGGAAGGCGGCCCUACUAAAAGUACAGCAUGCUACGAACACACCCCAUCCCGUCUCUGACAGUGCUUCUGUCAGAGAGCUCCAGGCAGAAUUGGCGUUGGUGUGUGAGGAGAGAGACAAACUCAUGCAGGAGCUAAAGAGAACCCCAGUGCUCAUUGAGAAUGCCCUUGCUGAUGUCCGUGAGCAGUUCGACAGUGAGGUGAGGCAGCUGAGACGGGCUGCAGAGCAUAGCAGGAUGGAGGUCCUGGAGGCCCAGACGGCCACAGAGGAGGCCCAGCAAAGGCUGCAGGAGGCCCACAUGCAGAUGGAGGAGAGCCAAGUCAACCUGGAGAAACUCCACGCCCAGCUGAUCAGCCAACAGGAGUCCAGUGAAAAAGCCCUGAAAGAGAGUGUGUCUGAGACAGAGGAUCGCUAUACUCAGCAGCUGAGAAUGAUGGAAUCUCAACUCAACACAGCCAGAAGAGAACACACCAAAGCUGUGGUCGCCCUGCGCCAGUUUGAGAGACAGGCCGAGAGAGAGAGGGAGCAGGAGAGGGGAGCACAACGCCUCCAGAGGGAACACGGCAUGAGGGAACUCCAGGAUCUACGCAAAUUACUGCAAGAAAAAGACAAGGACAGAAACCUACUUUUGGCGACGGUGCGUGAGAGGGGUCUGAUGAACGAGUACAAGGCAGCUCGGACCGAAAGCCUGCUUUCUUCGGUGGCCUUGAAGGAGGGGCAACAGAAACCUUCGCAGCGUUGCCACACUAUGAGAACCAAACCACAGAUCUCAGAUUCGCUACUGUCAGUCAUGGAGGACCUCCAAACUCUGAGUGCUGAAGUGGUCCACAGCUCAGAGGAUGAUUCAGAGGAGGAGGAGCCACAGGCCAGUGCAUCAGUACACACUAGAUCCACAGUGGACAACGCACCAAAAUGACUUUCAACAAAAACUAAUGGCCUCACAGCAAGGAGCAUGACAGGAAAAUCAAAUGAAUGGAUAGCCUCGUUCCAAGCAGCGGCUGUCUUGAAGAAGACUGAAUAACAGGCUGAGUUAUGACCCUGAGUGCUCUGAACUUUAGCCCUGGAGACAGAUUGACAUCUGCUGAUGGUCUUGCUAAUGCUUGCACUUAUAAAUGGAUCAGCAUCUUUGAUAAAGUAUGUGUAUUUACUGGUGUUAUGUAAUAAAUUAUU
This is a messenger RNA of Esox lucius (northern pike), 2936 nucleotides long. RefSeq names its product coiled-coil alpha-helical rod protein 1 (gene cchcr1). Lineage: Eukaryota; Metazoa; Chordata; Actinopteri; Esociformes; Esocidae. The coding region runs from base 97 to 2682 and encodes 861 amino acids. The transcript has 20 exons. The record is from RefSeq and is a predicted model, not a curated record. Gene Ontology annotation, cellular component: centriole. Gene Ontology annotation, biological process: protein export from nucleus; cell differentiation.